GGCUAUUUAUCACUGUAUCAAUCGAAACUCCGAUGAGACCAGCGCUUCGGUUCGCCCUCUUCUUUUCCGUCUCCACCACCAGCUUCUCUUUCACCCGUCUUCUUCCUCGAAAUAUUCACCUCUCCUCACCCCUUCGUUUCUCCUUACACCUCCACAGCUUCUCUAGCGGUUCACCGCCGCCAAUGGGAAACACCACUCCAUCUGAUGCCGCUGCAACCGUAGUUGUAGCUGGUGGCUUAGAUGGCGACGGCGGCGUUCAGGAACCAUCCAUUCCAUUCUCUUAUUCCAUGGAGACACAGUUUGAGCACUUCCGCGCCCAGAUGGAGGAGUCCGGCAACAUUCGUGAGCGAAUCCGAUCAGUGGCGUCGGAGAUAGAGGCCACCCUUCGGGUCAUGCACGCAGGUCUCCUGCUGGUGCACCAGUCUCUCCCUGCCCCAGAAGUAUUAAAGAAGGCUAAUGCUCAGAUUGAGGUACUUAGGAUUCUCUAUGACCGGCUUGCUCAGAUUCUUAUUGAGUGUCCUGGGCAAUAUUACAGGUAUCAUUCUGAUUGGAGGAGCGAGACACAGACAGCAGUUUCUUUGUUAGCUUUUUCAUAUUGGUUGGAGACGGGAAGUCUACUGACCCAUGCGGAGGCUGAGAAUGAGCUUGGAUUGGAUGCUUCUGAAUUUGGCCUGGACAUUGAAGAUUAUCUUACAGGUCUAUGCUUUAUGUCCAAUGAAUUGCCCAGGUACGUGGUAAAUCAAGUUACUGCUGGGGACUAUGACUGUCCCAGAAAUGUGCUAAAAUUUUUAACAGAGCUGCACUCUGCUUUUCGGAUGCUUAACCUUCGCAACGACUUCUUGCGUAAGAAAUUUGAUGGCAUGAAAUAUGAUUUGCGAAGAGUCGAAGAAGUCUACUAUGAUGUCAAAAUCCGUGGUCUCGCACCAGCUGAAUCGACGACCUAAACUCUGAAUACUUGGAGAAAAUUGACCUUUCUGAGUUGCUCAACCUACUUGUCAGUGAUGAAAUGCAAAUGAGGUAAUUAUUUCACUCCUAGAACCACAGACAAAGUGGUUUCUGAAAGCUUUGAUAACAAAUGGUCUGGGCUUCCUUUCCAUGUUAAGGCUCAUUGUCUUCCCAAGCUUAUCAGAUCAAUGUGCUGACGAAAUUUUUAUCAAAUUGGAUAGUCUGAGCAAAAAUCAUGCUUAUGAACUGCUUCAUAUGGUAUUAGGAUAUAAUAAACUUAUGAAGUAUUCAGUUUAAUUUUUUUCUGAA
Dendrobium catenatum is the source of this 1254-nucleotide messenger RNA. RefSeq names its product translin. The record is from RefSeq and is a predicted model, not a curated record. Lineage: Eukaryota; Viridiplantae; Streptophyta; Magnoliopsida; Asparagales; Orchidaceae. The coding region runs from base 33 to 944 and encodes 303 amino acids. Gene Ontology annotation, biological process: RNA metabolic process. Gene Ontology annotation, molecular function: RNA binding; single-stranded DNA binding; sequence-specific DNA binding. The transcript has 8 exons. Gene Ontology annotation, cellular component: nucleus; cytoplasm.